This is a messenger RNA of Microsporum canis CBS 113480, 732 nucleotides long. RefSeq lists its product as hypothetical. Lineage: Eukaryota; Fungi; Ascomycota; Eurotiomycetes; Onygenales; Arthrodermataceae. The transcript has 3 exons. Bases 1 to 732 code for a protein of 243 amino acids. The record is from RefSeq and is a predicted model, not a curated record.
AUGAUUGAUACCCAGGAUAAAUAUGUUUUUGGUAGAGACCAAAAGGAAUCAGAACGUAUCUGGCUGAAAGAUGUUUCCCAGCUCCUGGAGAAAACCAACACCCAGUGUUACUAUCACGGGUUUGAUAUAUCGGCGGACCAAUUCCCAAAAAAUCCGGAAAACAUUCAACUAUCUGUCCAAGAUAUCACGUUGCCGUUUCCCAAGGAAUAUUGGAAUCGGUUUGAUAUAGUCCAUGUGAGACUACUUGUUGCUGCUCUCCAGGAAUCUGAUUAUAAAGCUGCAGUCUCUAAUCUUUCUGCCAUCUUGAGGCCGGGCGGCUUUCUACAAUGGGAGGAAAUCGACGAGGAAUCGUAUAUUUCAGCCGACAACCCAGUUAUUCAAGAGAUUCGACGAUGUUUCGCUUUUUCAUUGAAGGCGGAAGGCAAAUGUUUUGCAGCAUCAACUAAGAUCUACGAAGAGUGCGAAGCAGCUGGUUUUCUGAAUAUUGUGCGACUGGGUUAUAGCUCAAAGUCGAAAGAUGACAUCCGCCUUGACACAGAGAAAAGGCUUGCUGCAAUAAUGGAGUCGCUGUAUGCAAGGCUUUUGCUGCGGUCUAAGCAGGUUGCUGACGAAACGGCGGCAUUGAAACAGGCCGAGGAGUUGAUCGAGAAGCAUUGGCGUCUUUGCGCUGAAGGGAAUUCCCCACCACUCACUCUUAUGAGGGUUGUUGCUCAGAAGCCACUAGAUAGCUAG